This is a messenger RNA of Solanum verrucosum, 703 nucleotides long. RefSeq lists its product as uncharacterized. The transcript is spliced from 6 exons. The coding region runs from base 56 to 697 and encodes 213 amino acids. Gene Ontology annotation, biological process: vacuolar proton-transporting V-type ATPase complex assembly. Gene Ontology annotation, cellular component: extrinsic component of endoplasmic reticulum membrane. The record is from RefSeq and is a predicted model, not a curated record. NCBI's taxonomy places the organism in Eukaryota, Viridiplantae, Streptophyta, Magnoliopsida, Solanales, Solanaceae.
AUCAAAUUAAGGAUUAUAGCUUUCUUCCAGAAUAAUACGCAGAUUGUGAUUCAACAUGGUGAGUGGAGAAAACUCAGAAAUACAGAGUUCCGAUAAAAUUGUUUUGGAGUUGAUGGAUUCGAUGGACAGCUAUCUACUUUUUAUGAAUUCUCUGUCAUCAUCACUUCGCGAGGGAUGGCUGGAGCUGGCGAGUGCUAGGCAUUCCAUGGGCGCUUCACGUAUCAGCAGUGCACUGUUUGAUCUCAAAUCUCAUUCUGCUGCCACUACAUUGCAAUUAAACCAUCAGGAUGCUGGGCCUAAAUCGGAGGAAUCACAUUUCAGUUUGUGCAAGUGGGCAUCAUCUGAGAGUCCAAAAAGCUGUUCUGAGGAAGCAAAAUUUGAGGAGGAUAAGCUGUUACAGAAGAAAUCCAAUAGCCCAAAGGUUCUGAAUCAGGAUGGUUCAUCAAAUUCUGUUCAGGAAGAAGUGUCAGAAGCACCGGAAGCUACCGAAUCACCAUGCACGGUGGAGGAUCAAGCUCGAAAAGAGCGACUCAAGUCAUUAUCCAUGUUUGGAGUGCUGGUCUGUCCAAAGCUUCGAGCUGCCCAAUCGUCAUUUGAGACAGCUCUUGAAACUCUAGUGGAAGUAGCAAAUAAACGGGCAGACCUCCUUAAUGCUUAUGAUCAAAUGCGAGAAAAGAAGGAGAGCACCACCAAAUGACCAAAG